AUGGAGUUUACCUUAAAGCAUCAUCUGGCUUUAGCUACAGGGCUCUCUGUUAUUUCCUUUUCAUUAUUAUUUAUUGGUGUUCCAAUGAUAUUAAAUGAUAUUUCUAAUUUUGAAAAUCAUAUAACUCACUCAAGAGAAUCAUAUAUUUCUCUUUCCAAUGAAAUGUGGGAUGAAUUAAUCUCACAAAAUGUUAUUAUUAGAAAAGCAAGAGCUUCUGCAGCAAUUAAAAGACAAGCAUAUGGAUCUGCUGAUGUUGAAGAUGUUCAAUCAAAGAAAAAAGGUAAUGAAUGCCCAGCAGGACCACCAGGACCAAAAGGACCUCCAGGAGAAAGAGGAGAGGAUGGAUCUCCAGGUGCUGAUGGUAUUAAUGGUGUAAGUGGUAGUCAAAAUGGAGCCAUUGAGGUUGAUAGUGCAAACCCAUAUGAAUCUGAUUCAGGAGUUCAAUCAUGUGCCAGCUGUCCACCAGGACCACCAGGAUUACCAGGAUACAAAGGAAAGAGAGGUCCAAGAGGAUUGAAAGGUGAAAAGGGUGCACCAGGAGUACCAGGAAGAGAUGGAGAGAUUGGAGAUCCAGGUCCAGAUGGUGAACCAGGUCUUCCAGGAAAUCCAGGAGAACAAGGACCAGUUGGAGAACCAGGAAGUGAUGCUCAAGGAUAUGCUAAAGGAUCACCAGGACCAAAAGGACCACCAGGAGCAGCUGGUGAAAUUGGAGAAGAAGGAAUGCAAGGAGAUCGAGGUGAUGAUGGUUUACCAGGAGCUAUUGGAAGUCCUGGUGAAGCAGGACCUCCAGGAAAUCCUGGUAAAGAUGGUAUGCCAGGACUUAAAGGACCAAUGGGUACCAAUGGAAUUGAUGCUGAAUAUUGUCCAUGUCCUGAUCGUUCUAAAGGUAGUUCAAAACAAAAUUCAGGUAUUGAAGGUGGUUACACUUCACCAGAAAAUAUUUCACCACCAGCUUCAACACCUUAUAAAAAUCAAUAA
Molecule: messenger RNA, 978 nt
Organism: Strongyloides ratti
Lineage: Eukaryota; Metazoa; Nematoda; Chromadorea; Rhabditida; Strongyloididae
Product: Nematode cuticle collagen, N-terminal domain and Collagen triple helix repeat-containing protein
Exons: 2
Coding region: 1-978 (325 amino acids)
Cellular component (GO): cuticular extracellular matrix
Molecular function (GO): structural constituent of collagen and cuticulin-based cuticle
Source: RefSeq, a predicted model, not a curated record